CUGGUCGUUCGGGGUGCUGAUGUGGGAGAUCUUCACCCUGGGGGGCUCCCCGUACCCGGGCAUCCCAGUGGAGGAGCUGUUCAAGCUGCUGAAGGAGGGCCAUCGCAUGGACAAGCCGGGGAACUGCACCAACGAGCUAUACAUGAUGAUGAAGGACUGCUGGCACGCCAUCUCCUCCCACAGGCCGACCUUCAAGCAGCUGGUGGAGGACUUGGAUCGCAUCCUCACCCUCAACACCAACGAGGAGUACCUGGACCUGUGCGCCCCAGCAGAGCAGUAUUCCCCAAGCUUCCCAGACACGCGCAGCUCCUGCUCCUCCGGGGACGACUCCGUGUUCUCCCACGACCCCCUCCCCGAGGAGCCCUGCAUCCCCAAGUACAAGCACAUCAACGGGGGGGUCACCACAUGACUCCUGCAUCCCCUCGCCCCCUCGCCCUCGCCUGCCUCCAACCUCCACCCCAGCCAUUCAGCCAGUCGGCCAGCCAGGAAGCCGGCCAGCAAACCAUCCAGCCGGUCGACCAGCAAACCAGUCAGCCAGUCAACCGGCGUGAAAGCCAGCCAGUCGGCCAGCAAGCCAGUCACCCAUCGCUCUAAGCCCGCCCUGGUCCCCCCUCUAGGUUGAACACACCCCACCGCCCACCUCACCAGUAACACAGAGACCCUGUGUGCAAACGGAUCCCUCACUUCCUGCCACGCAUUUCACCCAUGAACCCCUCUGGCUCACCCCAUGGACUAAAGGACCUGGACCCAGGCUCGCCCGGGGUUGGUUGCAGUGGUGCUGCUCCCCCACCUCCCCCUCUCCCUCCCCCCUCUCCCCUGCCCACUGCACACAAGGGAAUGUUGACGUGUGCGCACAAAGACACACACCGUAUACACGCACACGCGUGUCCGAGGAGCAGACGAGAGGAGCUUUGGGCGUGUAUCCUUAUCGGAGUUGGACUGAAUACGUUCUCACAGGGGACCUCUCCUCACUCACCUCUGUUGACCCAUUAAGCCCCGCCCCCUCACCCCCUCACUCACUCACUCACUCACUCACACAGGUUCACUUUGCUUCUUGUGUUUGAAUCCGGAGGGCUGAGAUUCCUCUGGCACUUAUUGCGUCAUUCCGGCUGCUGGCAUUCCAAGACUUUGAGAGUAGCUUUUUGUUAGUUUGUUCUCCCCACCCACCCCCACCUCCUGGAGCAAUGCAUGCUGGACCAUAGCGAAGUGGACCGUGGAAAGUUUAACCAUGGGACCGUGCAGACCUGGGGUGAAGGGAAAGACAAUAAGUAGGAAGCUUUUAGUGCACCGCAGGAGAGUAGACUAACAGAUACGGAGGACCUGAAAGAGGACAGCUAGCGUACAGACACUGCCACCUGGGUAUUUUUGUAAUAUUGUUUCAUUUAUUUGUAUCCCUCUCAAUAAGCCUGCAGAAGACGCAGGCUUCAAUACACAGUAUAAUGUAUAGUGCUGGGUAUAUUUGUAAAUAUAUUCAAAAAUGUAUAAAUAUAUAUAUUAUAUAUUUACAGUGAAUUAUUUUUUGUAUGAACUCCACAAUAACUUCCUUGCACGGCUCCCUUUCCCUACUCCUCACACACACACACACACACACACACACACUGACACACACAUACAGGGACACACCUGUAUGUGUGUGGUUGCAGUGGUGAACCACAGAACCACAGACUCACAGACGGACACACAUACAAGGAACCACAAAAAGACAAACGCAUACACGGACACACACACAUACACAGACCCACAUACACACACACACUUCAUUAUUGCAACCAUAUCCUUAUAACCCCGAAGCUCUUGUUUCUCUAUCACUCAGUAACACGGUGGAGUUAUUGGCUUUCAGGGACCAAGGUAGCAUGUUAAUUUAUUGACUUACAUUUCUUUGUUUUGGGAAUAAGAAUCAACAACUGAAAAAGAAAUGUAUGGAAGAAAUUAUGCUAUUAAUGAUGCUGGUAAUACAUGAAUAAUCCAUUAAAAUGUAUGGUAAAUUAAGAUGAUCUCUUGGCAGUAAUAGAACAAAAAAGCAAAUUUUAGUGGGUUGGAAAGAUCCAGGUUUUGUAAGUUUUUAUAUAUGAAUGUGAAUAUUAAGUUAAAUUUUAAAUAAUGUAAAUUUUAUAGUCAGCUAAUCCUUUGUAUGUAGAUGUUCCAUUUCCAUGUCAUUUUACUCUUUUCUUAGGUUUUACAAUAGGAAAUGAGAUGAUUCAAAGAGAGAGAAAGAGAUUUUGGAAAUAGCAAUCUGCGCAGUUAUUUAGAACAAAAUAUAGAUUCUAAAUUUAUUUUACAGAAUUGAAAGUUGAAAAACAAAGUAUUAAAUCGUUCAAAUGUUUUUCACUUAUUUGUUUUCUACUGGACCAACUUUAAGGUGUUCAAUGCAGGUGUUUGUGCCACAUUUGCGAAAUAAAAGAUGCAAAAAUUAAAGAAUCCAUUUUUUUCUCAUCCA
Molecule: messenger RNA, 2437 nt
Organism: Gadus morhua (Atlantic cod)
Lineage: Eukaryota; Metazoa; Chordata; Actinopteri; Gadiformes; Gadidae
Product: fibroblast growth factor receptor 2
Biological process (GO): multicellular organism development; fibroblast growth factor receptor signaling pathway; positive regulation of cell population proliferation
Cellular component (GO): signaling receptor complex; plasma membrane
Molecular function (GO): fibroblast growth factor binding; fibroblast growth factor receptor activity; ATP binding
Source: RefSeq, a predicted model, not a curated record